Molecule: messenger RNA, 3324 nt
Organism: Harmonia axyridis
Lineage: Eukaryota; Metazoa; Arthropoda; Insecta; Coleoptera; Coccinellidae
Product: orexin/Hypocretin receptor type 1-like
Exons: 7
Coding region: 485-1852 (455 amino acids)
Biological process (GO): G protein-coupled receptor signaling pathway
Cellular component (GO): membrane
Molecular function (GO): neuropeptide Y receptor activity
Source: RefSeq, a predicted model, not a curated record
CGACGUUUGUUUCUCCGAGAGGUUGAAAUUUUGGAGCGCAAAUCUCUCGAUUUUGCGCACGGUGGGUUUCGUACGCGCGUAAGUCGCGCGGGUCCAGUCAUAGAACGAAACCCUCGAAGCCUGGAGCGCCCGCGGGACUCCUGGAGCCAGUGGCGCGCGCGAUUUCGGGAACUUUGAAGUUAGCGAAUUUUCCGCUUUGGGUUUUUCCGCUGGAAAAAUCUGUGGGGGUGUCACGUGUUGUUUUUGGGGGUGUGUUGUAGAUGUUUUUGUUGCCUUGGGCGAUGCUUUUGUGUAGGGGUAGAAGAAGGUGUAUGGUGGGUUGAUGGGGUUUUCCUUGGAGUUAUCCAAGAGUUAUCUCAAGGUGGUUUGGUUCUAUAGGUUUUUAGUGCGAUCGAGGAACGGUUGAAGAUGGGAUGCAACUGUUUUUCUGUGGUGUUUCGUGUUGUUUUGUGAUUGACCCAGGGAUGCUCCACUGAAAGCUGUCAUGAGAUUCAAACUAGGGACUCUAUCUCUGGUGUGGUUCCUCUCAAGAUCUAUACACGCAGAGACCAUUCUAAAGGCUCAGCACAGCUCCGGCGACCAGGAAUCUUUCACCCUCAAGAUGACCUAUCCAACAGAACAACAAGACUUGGUGGUCUCCUCUGACUACAACCUUCUUCUUGAAGACUACCUGGACACCACCCUACAAGACAACGAAGGAAUGAUGGACAACAACGAUACCUACGACGCUACAUACAACAACACCUACAAGCUGGAGGAGAUUGAGCAGUACAUCUUCCCCAAGACCUGGACUUGGGUGUUGAUCUUCUUCCACGCCAUGGUGUUUCUGGUGGGGAUAGUGGGGAACUUCUUGGUGUGUGUCGCGGUGUACAGGAACCAUUCGAUGAGGACCGUAACGAACUAUUUUAUAGUGAACUUGGCGGUGGCUGAUUUUUUGGUUAUACUGUUCUGUCUGCCGCCUACGGUCGUUUGGGAUGUGACAAUGACUUGGUUCUUUGGGGUGGUGAUGUGCAAGACUGUGCUGUAUUUUCAGAGUGUCUCAGUGACUGUCAGCGUCCUAACUCUCACCUUCAUCUCCAUAGACCGUUGGUAUGCCAUCUGCUUCCCUUUGAAAUUCAAAUCGACUACUGGCAGGGCCAAAACAGCCAUCUGGAUAAUAUGGCUGCUGUCUCUCUCUACCUCAUUACCUGAGAUGAUAUACUCUACGACGGAACGUGUGGACCUCCUUGGACUGGACACUAUUUACUUCACCCGGUGCAAGCCAAGUUGGUCCUUAGAGAUUGACACCUAUUUCACAAUAGUCAGGAUGAUCUUCUCUUACGCUUUUCCUCUCCUCUUCAUGUCUGUGGCUUACUUACAGAUCAUAAAAGUGUUGUGGAAAUCGGGAAAUAUACCACAUCAAGUAAUCGAUGUCUCUGGAAGGCACGUUAACUCCUUCGCAAUGAACAUGAAUGCCAGCACUGAGGGUCAGCUGAAAAGCAGAAAGAAGGCUGCUAAAAUGUUGGUGGUAGUGGUUGUCAUGUUCGCCAUCUGUUAUUUUCCAGUCCAUCUUCUUUCACUUCUCAGAUUGACGGUGGAUUUGAGGAACAGCGAGGCCAACAGAGCUGCUGCCAUGAUUUCCCAUUGGCUGUGCUACGCAAACAGCGCUGUUAAUCCUAUUAUAUACAACUUUAUGAGCGGAAAAUUCAGGAAGGAAUUCCGCUCAUCUUUCUCAAAAUGCAGCUCAAUGGACCCACCGGAGGGCAACGGCAGAACGAGCACCUACAUCUACAGAUUUACAGCGAACAGACAGAGCACCAGGUCUAGGACAGAGAUUAUUCCCCUCAACAACGUCCACAGCAAGAUAAAUUGAGUACCUCUCAUCGUUUGUCCAAAGGUCCUCUCUAGAAUCAUGUGAAUUUUGCUCGUCAACGCUCAAAAAACUUUAUUUUGUACAGUUCGCAAGUUUUAACGACGUAGGUAGAAAAUAAAACGUUUGGUGUUCUUAAAUGGAUUGGUUUCAUGAUGAUUUCGAGAUAUAUUUGACAUGUACUUCAAUUCAAAAUUGAAGAAUGUUAUCAGACAGUUCCAGAAUAUAGGAUUCGACUAUUCAAUACUACUUUGAUAAUUGCAUCAAAUUUUUGUAGAUACGAAUUCGUAGGUAUGUCUUUAGAUUCAGAGAUUCAGUUUCUCUCAACGUGAUAUCCAUCUAAAAACACUAUAUUUUUAACAUUCUACACCAGAGGAACAUUUUAUUUUUGAGAUUACUCAAGGUUAGAUGUUUCUGUGACGGACAGCUUCCAUUUGCUUUGUUAGGUAAGAAACUGCUGAAUUUUUUUAGUUUUUUUCAAGUGACUUCUUCAAUGUAUUUUUCCUUGAAUAACUUCUAUUGUAACUUUUUGAUUAACUUGAAAGGACUUAGCCUCAAUUCUUAAUCAGACUUUGAACGUCCACAAAGACACUGACAUAUUCAUAAAGCACAUGAUCAACAAGUUUCAUUCUUUUUUGAAAUGACUUGCAUCAUUUACUUCUGUUACGAUAUCAGCUAACUCAAUUGACUAAUUUUCACUACACUAACUCACUUCCUAAUUGACAACUAGACAACACUAUCUACAGCGAAUUUAUUUGAACAGAAUUUAUUUCAACUAAAUACACGGCACUGGUCGAUGACUAAGUCCUCGUGUCGCUCGGUUUUGUUUAUAUAUCCAAACUGACCCCUCUGUGAAGACGUCGAUCAUGCCCGAUCCUUCUAGAUUACAGUUCAAGACUUCUCUCGAUAAAAAUCAGUGGCGUCGAUGGCUCGAUUAUAACAAUACAUUAAUUCCUUCAUUUCAAAAAUUGUUCAGACGAAUUUUUUACUUGAAAGGCAAAUAUAGCUGUUCGUUGACUAAGACAUAUCAACUCAACAAACCUACUGUGUUUUUUUCAGUUUAUUAUUAUUGCUUCAGUUAAUUGUUAGUGUUAAUUGAUCAAUUCUUAAGUGCAAAAUAACGUUAAUUUGCUAUUCGUUUUCACUGCCUACGACAUUGAUAGAGACAUUUAAAAUGUGCUUUUGGUGGAACAGAGACUCUUUUCGAUGUGUUGUGUACAAUUACAAGCUCAAAAAAAAACACCACCGCCUGAUUGUGAGUAUUUAAUAAAAAAUAAGCGAAAAAUUUUAAAAUUUCAGUAUUCUAUUGUAAGGAAAAUCAGAAGAAUUGAAUGAUGAGGAGUUAUUUAUAACGAUUGGAUUAAAUUUGUAUGUUUUCUGUAAGGAAGUUUACAAUUGUGAUAGUAGUGGAUUUGCAGGAGCGAAUAUUCCAUGUGAAUCUCAUGUUAAAUUAAGAAAUAAAAAGCUAAACAAUU